AUGUCUGAACCUGGGUCUUUGCGACAACUACCCAAUCUAUCACAGACAGAAGAAGAAAGCAAAAAAUUUACUUGUCAGGAAGAAGGAUGCAUCAAGGUUUUCCAGUCGUUCGCUGCCCUCCGAAAGCACCUUGACAUCGGCAAACACAUGUUACAGCUGGCAAAAAAAAUCCGCCUACAACGAGAUCAAGAAGAAAUGGAUAGAGGCUGUCCAUUCCGUAGGUGGUGGCUAUGUUCACAGUCAGACCUCAGCUCAAGAUUCUGGAGAACAAUCCCUUGUUACCCAGGUGGAUCUUGGAUGGGCCCUUUGGAAAACGCGAAAAGUAGUUGCCAUUUCUCAAAGAGCAAAAAAUUAUCUCGCAGAUAUGUUCUGGACGGGGGAGUAAACUGGUAA
Pocillopora meandrina is the source of this 393-nucleotide messenger RNA. NCBI's taxonomy places the organism in Eukaryota, Metazoa, Cnidaria, Anthozoa, Scleractinia, Pocilloporidae. The record is from the annotation of a GenBank genome assembly.